Messenger RNA from Verticillium alfalfae VaMs.102, 3498 nucleotides. RefSeq names its product rho-type GTPase-activating protein. Lineage: Eukaryota; Fungi; Ascomycota; Sordariomycetes; Glomerellales; Plectosphaerellaceae. Gene Ontology annotation, biological process: actin cytoskeleton organization; signal transduction. The transcript has 4 exons. Bases 1 to 3498 code for a protein of 1165 amino acids. Gene Ontology annotation, cellular component: cytoplasm. The record is from RefSeq and is a predicted model, not a curated record.
AUGGCCCCCGGUUACCCCAUGGACAACAGGCCCUGGCAGAAUGGCGGGCGCAAGACCCCCGACAGCACCUACCACAAUCACAUUACAGAAUCCCCGGGACCUAGAACACCUGGCAUGAAUGACAGACCGGAGCGGACUGAACGGACAGACCGAUCACGAGACCGCGACGAUACGAGAACGAGACCAAGUGGCGAGAGGCAGAGAUCGAGGCAACGGAGUGGACGGUCGGCCAGCGGUCAGCAGAGGACAUGCAAGAAGUGCGGCGAGCCCUUGACCGGUCAAUUCGUGCGGGCCCUUGACGGAACCUUUCACUUGGACUGCUUCAAGUGCCGAGAUUGCGGUCAAAUUGUGGCAUCGAAGUUCUUCCCUGCCGAUGAGGAGAAUGGCGAGGGCCAAUACCCGCUUUGUGAGACCGACUAUUUCCGACGACUCGGAUUGCUUUGCCACCAGUGCGGAGGCGCGCUUCGUGGCUCGUACAUCACGGCGCUCGACCGCAAGUACCACGUGGACCACUUCACCUGUUCACUGUGCCCGACUGUCUUCGGCGCACAAGACAGCUAUUACGAGCACGAUGGCAACGUGUACUGCCAUUACCACUACUCGACCCAGUUCGCGCAACAGUGCAAUGGCUGUCAAACAGCCAUUCUCAAGCAGUUUGUCGAGAUUUUCCGAAAUGGCCAAAACCAACACUGGCACCCCGAGUGCUACAUGAUUCACAAGUUUUGGAAUGUACGGUUGUCGUCUUCGUCUGAAAAGGCAGAUGUCCCAGUCGACACCGACGAUCUCGUCGUACGCGACAACAUUCGGCAUCGAGAGGAGCAGAUGGAGGAAAAAGUAUAUCGCAUCUGGAGCGUCCUCUCUACAUUUGAAGAGUCCUCUGCUGCGUGCAUAUCAGACAUGCUGCUUCACGUCAGCAACGGCGCGUAUGUGGAUGGCGUCCUGGUGGCGAAGAAAUUCAUUUGCCAUGUCGAGGUCCUGUUCACGGCCGCAGAUAAGCUCGACUUGACCAUGAAACAAGUCGAUAUCAAGGGUCUAUCGUACGGUCGCGAAGCCAAACUCCUCUGCAAGAAGAUUGUUUCCUUUUUCUCGCUGCUGUCGAAAACCCAGGACACUGGUGCCAGGAAACUCGGUGUCACGCAAGAGCUGCUCUCACUGGUCACCGGCCUUGCCCACUACCUCAAGCUUCUCAUUCGAAUUUGUCUGCAAGGCGCCUUGAGGCUCGAGCGCGAGUCCAACAGCCUUGAUGGCAUUUACCAGUUUUUGGAUGACCUGAGCGACCUCGAGGCCAUUAAGCUCGACGACAAAUCCCUCCAGGUCAUGACGGGAACAUCUAAACUUUCAGCCAAGGACUCGGACCAUUGCGCCCUCUGUGGUAGGUCUGUGGAGGACGAAUGCGCACAAAACGAAGACAAGCGUUGGCACAUCACCUGCGUCAAAUGCACAAGGUGCGAGACGGAUCUGGGUCGAAAAUUGGAGGAUGCUCGCUUCAAUGCUUUUGAUCAGAGUGUCUACUGCACCAACUGUACCGGCGCCAAUUCUGACGACUUGCUUUCGUUCAAACACGUUUCGAAACUCCAGCAAUACGUCUUCCUUCUCAAAGUGGCACUCGCACGAUUGCUCGACAUCUUGAAAACCAACGGUGCAUUGCCACCGCAGGACGACGACACUCCCAUGAACGGAUAUGUUCUUGGCGAUGGCUCUUUGGCACCGGGCACCGGUGAUGUCCCGUAUCUCAGCUCGGACAGUCGGUCAAAAUCUUAUGCUGGCGAUGCGCGCGAACAUCAGCGAGAAUCGUCCUACGAGAACACGCUUAACGAUGUCCGCCGCCUGAGAAGCACUCGCCUGGAUAAGCACUUGUCCAACAGCAUUCGAAAGGCCCGGACCUCGCGUGUCAUGGAUGCAGACGGCAACGACAUGCAGGCCUCAAAUGGAGGUGCGCUCGGCGGUCCCGGCGGGCAGAUCCCUGAAGACAUAGCUGUCGGCGACGAAAGCACGAACGAGAGAAUGUUUGGCCACCAGGACGCGCUCACUCUCGACGACAUUCCAAGAAUUGUGGCGGCCGAGCAGGUGAAGGAACAAUACCAACCCGGACGCCAAGAUUUAUACCGUUCUCCGGCGACGGAGCCCUUCCUGGGACACCAGCGAUCUCAGUCGAUGGGGAGGCAAGCAGACACACGCGCCGGUGACCAACCACGAGGGGGCCGGAGGUUCUUUUCUGAGCUCUCAGCACUCGAGUAUUUCAAUGUGCGUCAUUUAGCCGUGCUUCUGAUGGCGCCUCAUGUCGAGUCUGAGUUCACCAUGGAUGAGCUACUGAGCUUUAUCGAUGCGAAGAAGCCGGCCACCUUCUGGAAGAAUAUUGGCAAGGCAUUCAAGAAUGACCGGUCCAAGGCCGUCAAGAAGAAGGGCAUUUUCGGCGUCCCGCUAGAAGUGAUUAUCGAAAAAGACGGCGCCGAGUCGACAGACGGUGUCGGUCCUGGAGCUUUGAAGAUCCCUGCUGUCGUCGACGAUAUCAUCAGGGCCAUGAAGGGUAUGGAUUUGUCGGUGGAGGGGGUGUUCCGAAAGAACGGCAACAUAAAGAAGUUGACAGACCUCGUUGAGAGGAUUGAUCGCGAUGGAUGCGACAGCAUCAACCUAACAGAACAACCGGUCGUUCAGAUUGCCGCUCUGCUCAAACGAUACCUGCGCGAGCUCCCGGACCCGCUCCUCACCCACAAACUUUACCGCCUUUGGUUGACCAUUUCCAAGAUCACGGACGACAACAGGAGGAUAAACUGUCUACAUCUAAGUUGCUGCCUCCUGCCCAAAGCGCACCGUGACUGCAUGGAAAUCCUCUUCUGCUUCCUCAAGUGGGCAGGCUCUUUCCACCAAGUCGACGAGGAGGUUGGCUCUAGGAUGGACAUCAAGAACCUCUCGACUGUCAUUGCGCCUAACAUUCUCUACACAAACGCGAAGGCGCUAGCGCUGGACAGCGAUCCAAUGUUUGCCAUCGUGGGAGUGGAGGAUCUGAUCAGCCAUAUCGAGGAGAUGUGCUUGGUCCCUGACGAAGUCAUGGGUCUCAUGGAUGACCCAUUCGUGAUCGCGGGCGGCAAUGCUGAUCUCUCUACGAAGGAGAUUUUGAAGCGCUACCAGGACCGCAUGGGUCAGAAGCCUGCGGGCUUCGGAGGCGACAUGGGCGAGAUUCACAACCGUCAAGACAACUCGUCUCGUCCGCCACCAACACGAGUAGACACGGACCCCGGUGUCUACAAGCAAGCCAGCAGCGUUCGUCCGGUGAUGGACACACCUGCGCCCUUUAACAACACGCAGAUGCCGGGCACUCCCCCGCAGGUUUGGAGGGGGCCUGGCGACUCGGGACAUCCUUCGCCGUACGGAAGCCAAGGGAAUCAGUACGAGACGGCAGACGCGCAGCUUGAGCAGACCGAGGGCGGGCCCAAGAGAGAAUGGCGCAACUCCGGUUGGGGACGACCGAAUGGGGUUGGAGUUGGCGGCAAUAUCUGA